UCUGGACGGAUCUUUAGAAGAUGGAUGGGGUCUUAUUAGGAUGGACCGCUCUCCUGUGGGUAAUAGAUGUCUUUACAGUUUCCUCAUCCCUUCUCACCAUGAGGAUUCUCACCUUCUUCUGAACUAUUAACUUGUUCUCUCAGUUACCUUAUUUGGACUUGUAAAUAUUUCAGGAACAGAGGUUACAUUUAUUUGUGAUUCAAGGACUGCAGGUCAGGGUGCCUGAGAAGAAACGGGUAGCAAUGCUAUUUCAGCCUGUUGUGCUUCGAUGCCACUUUUCAACUUCUUCCACACAGCCAGCUGUGGUGCAGUGGAAGUUCAAGUCCUAUUGCCAGGAUCGCAUGGGAGAAGCUUUGGGUGUGGUCUCUGCAGGGAUCCAGGCAGUAAGCAAGAGGAACUUGGAAUGGGACCCUUACGUGGACUGUGUUGACAGCAGGAGAACAGUUCGCAUUGUGGCUUCCAAGCAGGGUUCUGCAGUCACAAUUGGAGAAUUCUACAAGGGACGAGAUGUCACCAUUGUUCAUGAUGCAGACCUGCACAUUGGAAAACUGAUGUGGGGAGACAGUGGGCUAUACUACUGCAUCAUUGUCACACCAGAUGAUGUAGAGGGUGAGAAUGAGGAGUCAGUGGAGCUGCUUGUUCUGGGCAGGACAGGGCUGCUUGCUGAUCUCUUGCCCAGGUUUGCUGUGGGAAUUAUGCCAGAGUGGGUGUUUGUGGGCUUGGUGAUCCUGGGGGCUUUUCUCUUCUUCUUCCUGGUUGGGAUCUGCUGGUGCCAGUGUUGCCCUCAUAGCUGCUGUUGUUAUGUCCGCUGUCCCUGCUGUCCAGAUACCUGCUGCUGUCCACGUGCAUUAUAUGAGGCCGGAAAAGCUGCAAAGGCUGGGUAUCCUCCAGCAGCCACAUCAAUCCCGGGUCCUUACUAUAUUCCCACGGUCCCUGUGGGUGGCAUCCCAUCUCAUGCUGUCAUGAUGGAAAAGUCACAUCUUCCUCCAUUGGCACCCAGUGAAUCCAGCACAGGAAGCCAAAGCGUACGCAAAGGCUACAGAAUCCAGACUGACAAAGACAGAGAUUCAAUGAAGGUGUUGUACUAUGUUGAGAAGGAACUGGCUCAGUUUGACCCAACGAGGAGGAUGCGAGAAAGAUACAACAAUACCAUUUCAGAGCUCAGCUCCUUGCAUGAGCAAGAUGCCAACUUCCGCCACUCUUAUCGUCAAGUCCGCAGGAAGCCACUCCCUCCUCCAGGAGGUCUCCUGGAUGGCGAUUCUGAGUACUGGGCAGGGGUUGUCAGUGGAGGUGGCACAUCCAGACCACAGACAUGCUCUGAUUACAGGGAUGAGAGAGGAAGCUUCAGGCUGAGUCAGCAGAGAUCAAAGUCAGAGAAGCUCUCUCGGAAGAGUUUCUCCAUGGGAAUGCCAGCUGUCUCCAUGGAUGAACUUGCAGCUUUUGCUGAGUCUUACAGCCAGCGUGCCCGUCGAACAGAGGGCAAUCAGGAACCCAGGCGCUUUGAGAGAUCAGGGUCAAGAGUAGCACAUGGAGGGGGAGUACAGCACCAGGACAACUCCUCAGAUGAAUAUUAUGGCGCACGAAGGGGAAACCAUGAGCCACUGACAGAUUCAGAUCGGGGCUGGUCAUAUAGUCCCCACCGGAGACAUACCCAUGAUGAGAAACAUAUUCCUAGGCUAGUGUGUCGGACACCUGGAGGGAGUCAGAAGUACGACCACUCUUACCUAACCAGUGCCCUUGAAAGGAAAUCGCGAAGCUACGAUGAGAGUGGCGAGAACAGCGAGACCCCUUCAAAGCUUAGCUCCCAUUCCAGCCAGAGAGGUGGGUCGUAUUAUGCCUGGUCACCACCAUCAACCUACAAGUCAGGACAGCAGCAACAGCAGCAGCCGCAGCAGCAGCAACAACCUCCACAGCAGGAGGAAGGAGAAGAUCCUCUGCCACCUUACAGUGAGAGGGAGUUGAGCCGGGGUUCUUCAUACAGAAACAGAGAACAAUCUAAUCUCAAUUCCUCAGAGAAGAAAAGGAAAAAAGAGCCAAAGAAAACAAAUGAAUUUCCAACAAGGAUGUCUCUUGUGGUGUGAUGUUGUCUUAGAAGGCUUGUAUUAACAGACUGAUAAACCAGAAGCUCUCAGAACUACUUCAAGGAAUGUGCAGUGUCACUAGAUGUUGAACACUCUUGUCAGUUUUGUCAUGGACCUUGAGGACUUAUGUGAAAGCCAUUUCCAUCCUGUUGCUCUUACUCGGCUAUUGGAAAAGAUAGCCCCUUCACCAGGAAUUAAAGUGGGGUGUUUUGUUUUUACUGCACUUGUCCUGGGAUUUCACUGCACAAGGGUGAUGUCUCUGUACUUUAAUCCUCCAAUACGCCUGCAGUACUGAAGGAGCUGUGAUCUUGUACAGUAUAUAUUCUCACUCCAUUAUUAAAUGCUUCUCAACUGUGUGAAUGUACAUCCUACAAUUGGCAGAGAAAGUUGCUGAGGGUUUCAGGGCCUCUGGUCACUUGCCCUUUCACUCCUAUUUUAAGAGAAAGAAGGAAUUCAUGUAACAUUCCAAUCAUGGAAGUGGUGUUUUCAAGAGAAAUUGCAAAAAAGGAAGCCUUCAUAUUUUGAAAAUGACCCAAAACUGCAAUCUGGGACACUGCACUAUGAAGGACAGAGUAAUGAAAGACAUUUUGGAACUUUUUUUUGUAAAGGUCUACUCAUUCAGUAAUGGGAGCCACCAAUAAGAUUAAUGUUUUGUUUUGGAGGUGAAACUCAGUAAAUUUUGCUGUAAUGAAAAUGUGCCAUGUUAUUCCACUGUUGUCUGAUAUGAUGUAUCAGCGUUGCCUUACAGUUGAACUAUAGCCAUAAAAGGCUUCAGCUGGGAAUGCUGAUUGGUCUUACUGUAAGCAGAAUUCAUGCUCAGGUUCUGCUGACAGUACUCUCUGGACAAUGUUUAUUAUUUUUUUAAGCCAACUGAUAGGCAAGAGCAGAGCAAGAAUGAGAAAAUCAGGGUGCAAAAGAAAGGAAUAGCCAUUUCUUUUAUACUUCUACAGGGACCAAGCUUUCUACUAUCUGGUAAUUGGCUGAGGCCAUUCAACAAGGCAACACAAGAUAUGAACAAUAAAUAUGUUGGAUGAAACACCA
Molecule: messenger RNA, 3122 nt
Organism: Heteronotia binoei (common prickly gecko)
Lineage: Eukaryota; Metazoa; Chordata; Lepidosauria; Squamata; Gekkonidae
Gene: ILDR2
Product: immunoglobulin like domain containing receptor 2
Exons: 11
Coding region: 243-2081 (612 amino acids)
Biological process (GO): pancreas development
Cellular component (GO): membrane
Source: RefSeq, a predicted model, not a curated record